Messenger RNA from Ostrea edulis (European flat oyster), 5570 nucleotides. Its product is annotated as mucin-2-like. Lineage: Eukaryota; Metazoa; Mollusca; Bivalvia; Ostreida; Ostreidae. The record is from RefSeq and is a predicted model, not a curated record. The transcript has 7 exons. The coding region runs from base 86 to 3376 and encodes 1096 amino acids.
UUUUCAACAUCGAUUCGAUAGCCUACCAAGGACACACAUUUACUACAAAUCUGUCAAGAAAAGCAAAAUUGACAUAAAAAAGCCUAUGGAUGGAGGGAAGUACAAUAGAUUUGGCCGGGACACCUCCACCUCGGUAAAUACAAAUGUGGAUUUCGAGGAUGUUACAGAGAACAUUGACUGCAAAAGCGACUGUAUGAACAAGGUUACCAGCGAGGAAUUUCGCAAGCAGUAUACCGAUUGUCCCCUGAAGGCGACUAUACAUCAUGACAUGAGGCAUGCUUCUCGUUUUUCUAUGGAAAUCGAAGGUUUUAUACACACAACAGCGAAACCCACCAAAUACAAACGACAGAUCAUCACAGCCAUUAUCAUCAGCUGUUUAGUCAUUCUGGGAGCAAUUACAGCAAUUAUUGUUAUUUUUGUGAACAAUUCAAGCAAUACAACAGAUACAUUCAGUCAAAUAACAAAGAUUGAUGCUCAGUUAAAAAUAAAUCAAUCGUUCAAUCAGCAGUUCAACAACUUAUCAUCUAGGGAAAGUAGAAAUUUCAUAGAUACAUUUUCCACUAGGAUGCAGAGUCAACUUCGACGUCAUAAAGAUAUGGAAAACCUGAUAAACUGCACAGUGACAAAUCUUCAGAAAGGAAGCAUUAUCGUGAUAUUUACAUUAUAUGUGGACACCUCAGCUCAACAAUCAACGAAGACAUUUGACACGACCUUAAUUCAAAAUAAUUUGAAAUCUGAACGGGGAACACUGGAAGUUGGAAACUUUACUGUAGUAGAAAACAGUGUGCUAGUAGUUAAAAUCACAAUGUAUAACCAAAAUGGCCUAAUCAUCCAGAAAACUACAACGAAUGGAUCAGUGAAUGGAAUAACAACAAUACAAAGACCAAGUAUUGGGACAUCAAAUCCCAUAUCAUCUACAACAAUCAAACAAAGUUACUCAUUUAAACCAAGUGGUCAAACACCAACUAAAAUCAUCACAAUUCCAAACACUACAACUCCAACAACAAGAAAUAAAACAAUGCUAACAACUAAAGGAACCAAUAUGACAGUUCGAACUUCUACUACAACUGCUACAACUACUACAACUUCAAAUACUACUACAACUACUACAACUCCAAUCGCUACUACACCUCCAACGAAAACCACAACCCCAACCACUACUACAACUCCAACAACUACUACAAAUCCAACAACUACUACAAAUCCAACAUUGACUAUAGCUCUAACAACUCCAACAACAACCACUACUACAACACCAACAACUACUACAACAACGCCAAGAACAACAAAUAAUCCACCACCUACUACAACUCCAAGCACUGCUGUUACUCCAACAACUACUACAACACCAACCACUACUACAACACCAUUCACUACUGCAACCCCAACUAUUGCUGCAAUUCCAAAAACGACUACAACAUCAAUCACUAGCACAACUCCAACAAAUACGACAACUCCAACAACUAUUGUAGCUCCAACAACGACUACAACUCCAACAACUACUGCAACACCAACCACUACUACAAGUAUUACUAUAACUUCAACCACUACUACAACUCCUACAACUCCAACAACUAUUACAUCACUAACAACUACUACAACUACAACAACAACUACUACUAAACCAAUAACUACUACAAAACCAGCAACUACUAGAGCACUAACCACUACUACAACACCAACAACAACAAAAACUCCAACCACUACUACAACUCCAACACCUACUACAACUCCAACCACUACUACAACACCAACCACUACUACAACUCCAACAACAACAAAAACUCCAACACCUACUACAACUCCAACUUCUACUACAACACCAGCCACUACUACAACACCAACAACAACAAAAACUCCAACACCUACUACAACUCCAACCACUACUACAACUCCAACCACUACUACAACUCCAACAUCUACUACAACAUCAACAACUACUGAAACUCCAACCACUACUACAACACCAACACCUACUACAACACCAACAACUACAACUCCAACACCUACUACAAGUACAACCACUACUACAACACCAACCACUACUACAACUCCAACCACUACUACAACACCAACCACUACUACAACACCUACUACAACUCCAACCACUACUACAACACCAACCACUACUACAACACCAACCACUACUACAACACCAACAACUACUACAACACCAACAACAACAGAAACUCCAACCAUUACUACAACACCAACCACUACUACAACACCUACUACAACACCAACAACUACUACAACACCAACAACAACAGAAACUCCAACACCUACUACAACACCAACCACUACUACAACUCCAACCACUACUACAACACCAACAACAACUACAACUCCAACCUCUACUACAACCCCAACAACUACUACAACUCCAACCACUACUACAACUCCAACCACUACUACAACUCCAACAACAACAAAAACUCCAACACCUACUACAACUCCAAGCACUACUACAACUCCAACAACUACUACAAAUCGAACAACUACUACAACUCCAAGCACUACUACAACUCCAACAACUACUACAACUCCAACACCUACUACAACACCAACAACUACUGAAACUCCAACCACUACUACAACACCAACCUCUACUACAGCACCAACCACUACUACAACUCCAACAACAACUACAACUCCAACCACUACUACAACACCAACCACUACUACAACUCCAACCACUACUACAACACCAACAACAACUACAACUCCAACCUCUACUACAACCCCAACAACUACUACAACUCCAACCACUACUACAAUUCCAACCACUACUACAACUCCAACAACAACAAAAACUCCAACACCUACUACAACUCCAAGCACUACUACAACUCCAACAACUACUACAAAUCGAACAACUACUACAACUCCAAGCACUACUACAACUCCAACAACUACUACAACUCCAACACCUACUACAACACCAACAACUACUGAAACUCCAACCACUACUACAACACCAACCUCUACUACAGCACCAACCACUACUACAACUCCAACAACAACUACAACUCCAACCACUACUACAACACCAACCACUACUACAACUCCAACAACUACUGCAACAACUCCAAAAACUAGUAUGACAUCAACCACUAGUACAACUGCAACACCUAUUACAAAUACAACCACUGCUACAACACCAACCACUACUACAACACCAACAACUACAAUUCCAACACCUACUACAACUCUAAGCACUACUGCAACUCCAAGAAUUGCUACAACACCAACCACUACCACAACACUAACAACUACUACAACUCCCACAACUCCAACCACUGCCACAACUCCAACCACUUCUAAGCCAAGCACCACUACAACUCCAAUAACUGCUACAAAUCCAACCACUACUUGAACUCCGAUAAAAAUUACAACUAAGAACAGUACUACAACUUUAACCACUACUACAAUCCUAUAACCAUUACUAGAACUCUAAACAUUACCACAACUCCUACCACUACUUCAACUCCACCUAUUACCAUAACGCCUACGAGUACUACAUAACUCACUUCUACAAUUCCUAUCAUUAAAUCCAAUUAAACACAUCACUAGAAUUGGCGCACUUUCUAUAAUAAGAAAAGCUUCUUCGAUUUCAAAUACUACUAAAACUUCCAAGAACUAAAAAUAGUAUCAAAAAUCCAAACAAUUACAGAAAUCAAACUACUACUACAACCACUACUAAAAUUCAAACAACUAAUUCAAAUCUACCCACUUAUACACCUCAGCCACUAAUGCAACUAAAAAUAUUGCUAUCAUUUCAACAUAUCCUACAACAGCAAAAAUACUAAUUUGUUUUAAAAAUUACUACUACAGCACCAACCAUUAACACAACUCUAAUGAUUACUACAAUUGCAACCACUACCACAACUCAAACCAGCACUAGAUUUCCAAACAUAACUACAACUCGUAUCAUUUCUACAAUUCCAACCACUCCUACAACUGAAAUCAUCUUUUAGAACAUAACUACAAUUCUCAAUACUUCUAAACCUAGAACCACUACUAUAUCUCUAAACACUAAUACUAAUCCCACUAUUACAACUGUAAAAAUUACGAAAUUUCUAAGUAGUACUACAACUUCAAGCAUUAGUAAAACACCACAAAAACCUACAAUUAAGACAUCUUUAAAAACAGUGCAGCAUUUCUACAACUCAGAUAAAUACAACUACUAAAACUUUAAAUAUUUUUACAACUCCAAUAAGUACUGCAAUUUUCAAACCAUUUUCAAACCAUACUUCUGCCCCAACUAUCUCUACAUUCCCCCAAAAUACAACACUAAACUUUACAACUCAAACCACUACAUCUUCAACCACUUAAACAACAUCUACUACACCUGCAACCGUUAAUACAACUCCAACCUCUAUUGUAACUGCCACCACUACUACAAUUUAAAAUAGAAUUACAACUUUAAUUACAACUCAAACUUUAAAUACGUCCACAACUCCUUUCACUAAUACAUGGACAACCCCAGCCGCUACUCUAACUCCAUUCAUACUUCAUUUCCAGCCACUACUACAUCACAAAACACGAUUACCACUACUACAACUCCAAGACGCACUAUUAAAACUCCAAUCCGUCAUUCAACUCAUACCUCUGAUACAAAUAAAAGUAUAAAACAAAUCUAUCGCCUCCUAUAAUUACAAAAGCUACUACAAUUUAAAAACAUUACUGCAAUGUCAAGCCCUUCUACAAAUCAAACUACAUAUACUACUACAACUCAAACCAUACCUUCAACCACUCAACAUACAGUGCUGCAACUCCAACUAAUAUGACAACUCCAACUAAUAUUACAACUCCAACCGUGACUAAUUCCAAACACUACUACAUUUCAAUCCUCUUCCACAACUUCAUCCAAUAGUCAAACUAUAAAACAUUAAGUAAAUACCACACUUAAAACCAUUACUACAACUCCAAAUAUAACUUUAAUACUUACCCUAACACCUCCUACCACGCUCACCACUAUUACAACUCCCACUGGUACAACACCACCAAUAGCUAUGAAAUCUUCACCCGUUACUUCAGCUCAAACCACGGAUACAAACACAAACACUCUUACAAUUCUAAAUACUGCCACAACCCCUAACCCUAAUACAACUAGCACAACUGCUACUACGUCAACCACUAUUACGACUCCGACGACAAUUACAGUUUAAACUAUUUCUACAAUUCCAAUGAUUACUUCAGCUCAAAGCAAUGAUACAACUUCAAACAUUUCUACAAUUCCAAACAUUACCACAAUUAAAAUCAUUACAGCUUCAGCCACUACUAAAGUGUGUAGCUCCAACCAGUACCACAACGUCAACCACUACUAAAAUUCAAACAAUAUUAUAACUCCAACCAUUGCUAUAGCGUCAACCAUUUCUACCACUCCAACCAACAUCACUAGCAACCAAAGCAGAAAUGGAAUAUGAAAUUGUGCCAUGCGUUUCUAUUUGUUCAGUAUGUCAAUAUUAUCAAAAGAAUAGAAUUAUAUGCUUUUUAUCAUGCAAUAUAAACUAUACACUUGGUGUAAAUUAUACAAUUUAACUCGAUUGGAUUAAAAAUCAAGCUAA